AUCAAACAAGAAGGCAGACAGGCAGAAAAAGCAGCAAAGCGUACGUUAGUAUCUCUCUGGGGACGAUUAUUCUCAGAUGAACGAAGACCGGGCCCACAUCGGCGUAUGGCACCAUUUAUUUCAGCAAGAGGACAUAAAACAAUAUCGGAAAAAAUCAUCCCAUUAGAGGAUCGUGUAAAGCAAAUUCACACAGAUGGAUUUAUUAUUUCGAGCAAAAAUACUGAACAGCUGAUUGUAAAAUAUGAAAGUGCGGUGGUGAGUGAUCUAAAAAUUAUAAAAUCAGGUAUCGUGUCGAUAAAGAAUGUUGAUGAAUUUAAAAUGGGUCGAUUUUGA
Messenger RNA from Ambispora leptoticha, 333 nucleotides. The record is from the annotation of a GenBank genome assembly. Lineage: Eukaryota; Fungi; Glomeromycota; Glomeromycetes; Archaeosporales; Ambisporaceae.